AUGAAGGAAAUUACAAAGAAAGCUUUAACUACAGUGACUUUCUUAAGAAGAAUCAAACACCUUGAGAUCCGCGGCUUGAAAGAUUUAUACAAUGGCCAAGUCUACCCCUUCCUGGAAUAUGUAUCCUUGCCAUGGACUCUAACAUCAAACACGUACUUGGACCAGCUAGAGAAAGUUCAACAAAAAAAAUCGCUAUCACCUCGCUUUCCUUCUCGAGACGGCUGCGGGCGCAGCGCCGUGCUGGAGGUGCAGACAGCGGGCGCCGGUGGCUCCAUCCUCGAGGUCAACCUUGAGUAUUCUUCGCCAAGGCUUUGGACGCUGCACUUGGCGGACUCUCCUUCGGCAACCGGCUACAAGGGAGGGAACUACACCGAGGCCCACAUCAAGAACCGACAGUGGCGAGUAUAUGGCAAGGGCGAGGGGAUCCUGCAAGGGGCGCUGGACGGACAGAACCUCUUGGCUGUGACGGAUAAUAUCGCCAGGAACUACCACCCCGUCAGGCUCUACGUGUCCCAUAAUCUGCUUGAGUGGCGAUACAGGAGGAAGUUUCGCGGCCGACGGGGGAGGGUGCAAAGCAAGGCCGCUUUCUCCCUCGGUGCCAGGAACCCCGACAGCAGCGAGAACAGCGUUGGGCGUCUUUACCUCGGGUUAAACAGGGUCAUCGGCUGGCCAGGAGAGGCGGGCGUGGGACUCUGUCAUGUCACGGUGACGCUGCUCAAUGACGCGUGCAAGACAGGGCGUCACAAGUGCGACAGGAACGCGGUGUGCAAGAGCUUCAAGCGCCUCCACAGGUGCUCCUGCAAGAAAGGCUGGGAAGGAAACGGCCGCGCAUGCGCAGACGUGGACGAGUGCCGCCUGCGGAACGGCGGCUGCGUGCACGUGUGCGCCAACUCGCCGGGCAACUACAGCUGCUCGUGCCACGGGGGCUUCGCGCCCGACCCGCUCGACCCGCACAACUGCCAGGACAUCGACGAGUGCGCGGAUCGCAACGGCGGCUGCCAGCACUCCUGCAGGAACACCAUCGGCUCCUUCGCCUGCGGCUGCAGAGAGGGCUUCACGCUCGCCACCGACGGCCGCGCCUGCGUCGCGUCGCCGGCGUGUUGGAAUCUGCGAUGCCAACAACACUGUUUAGUCAGCGCUGCCGGGACCCCCUCCUGUGGAUGUCGCGAAGGCUACGUACUCGUGAGGGCAAGGCAGUGCGAACCAACGUGCGCUGUUGGUAAUGGAGGCUGCCAACACCACUGCCACCAGUCCACUAAUGGGCCCGCUUGCACCUGCCACUCCAAGUACCUCCUGGCUGCCGAUGGCCAGUCUUGCGUGCCGUCCUGUGCCAUCAACAACGGAGGAUGCGAGCGCCGCUGCCACAACACCGCUACGGGAGUUCGAUGUUCUUGCACCAAGGGGUUUCUGCUGCACGCCGACCACCGCUCCUGUCUUGAUGUGGACGAAUGCGCGACUGACAACGGAGGAUGUGAAUACCUGUGUAUCAAUAACUACGGCAGCUACGAAUGCGUGUGUCCAACCGGCUACAAACUCCAGCCGGACGAACGCACCUGUCGAGACGUGGACGAAUGUGCUGUCAAGGGCACCUGCGAACACAUGUGCACGAAUUCCCCGGGGUCUUAUCAGUGUUCGUGCAAGGAAGGAUACCAGUUGUUUGCAACGGCGCACUGCGGAGACGUGAACGAAUGUAGCGUGGACAACGGCGGCUGCAGCCAGGAGUGCAUCAACAUCGAGGGUUCGUAUAAGUGCGCAUGCGAAGCCGGAUACCGCCUGCACCCGAACGGCAAAGACUGUCUACAGACGGACAAAUGCACGCCGCUGAGGAACCCAAAUAAGGCGGAGGUUUCAUGCUACCACCUCGAGGACUACGGCUACGAAGAGCGGUGCACGGUGCGCUGUCGUGCGGGCGCGCGCUUCACCUCAGGCCCCGAUGACUACUACGUGUUCACCUGCGGCCGCCACACCGCCUUCACCUGGACGACACAGGAGCCCGCUGCUAACGCUUCCCACCUUGCUUGUUCAGAAUCUCAGGUCGAGCCAGGAUUUAAGUGGUCAGUGAGACUGAUGCUGACGACCAGUGUUGCCAAUAACACGACGAUCCCCUCCGUUGCCAAACCACUCAUGGACGCGCUGGCAGACAAAAUUUCUUACUGCAUGGACAAGUGUCACCUGCGCUUCAUCUCGGAACAAGUGACGAAAGCCAAGCGCAUGAAGAUCCCGCCAAACACACAAGUGAUCCGCGCCGCCUUCGACGUGCUGGUGUUCCCGCCGCCGCCCCAACGCCGCUGCCGCCACAGCUGUGCUCGGCGCCAAGCCCGGAGAUUCGUCCCUGGGGUCUUGGGCGCCCUGAGAAAGACUCUCCUUAGUCUACGAGAAGUCAUCAGUGACACCGGCCAGAAGUACGAAAUUAUCCCGAAGACGUUCAAGACGAGGCGGCACCACCAGGAGGCGUGUCCAGACGGCUAUGUCCUCAUCGGGAACAAGUGCGUGGCGUGCAGCCAGGGGUCAUACCACGACCCGCGCAACAACCUGUGCCUGGCGUGCCCGGCCGGGGAGUACCAGGAGCGCGAGGGCCAAACCUCGUGCCAGGCGUGCCCGCCCUCCGCCCCCCCGGGAGGCCCUCACAAGCUCGCGGCUCGCAACGCCUCCGAGUGCUCUGACGCUUGCCCUGCUGGUCACUGGAGCAUUGACGGCUUCAGCCCCUGUCGCCCCUGCCCGGCCGGGACCUUCCAGUCUGACAUUGGUAGGGUAGAGUGCAUACCCUGCCCGGAAGGACUGACCUCCCCUGGUGCUGCUUCCUCGCUUUCUCAGUGUCUCCAAGGCGAUCAGGUUUGCCAGCCGGGGCAUUUCUGGAGUCGCACAUCCCGACAGUGUGAGAGCUGCCCCCGAGGGUACUACCAGCCCGACGAAGGCGCCUCCUCCUGCCGCCAGUGCCCCGGGGGCGUCGACACUGACCACACAGCCUCCGUAACCGUGGAUGAUUGCAAGAGACAAGAAUGCGGUGGUUUUGUGGGGAAUCUCUCGGGUGUGUUCGAAACCCCGAACUACCCCGGCAACUACCCAAACAACGCGAGAUGCACUUGGAUCGUUAAGCCUGCAAAAGGAAGGAAAGUUCUUGUAGUCGUGCCUGAAAUUCGACUGAGUCACGAUCAGUGUGGGGACUACCUGGUGUUGAGGAAAUCCAAAUCGCCUUAUAGCACCGUGAGCUACGAGACGUGUUCGAGCGUGGACCGGCCUAUGGUGUUCAAUUCUCGUUCCCGCCGCCUUUGGGUCCACUUCCGCAGCGACGGGAACGGCACGCAGCAGGGAUUCCGCAUACGAUUCGUCACUUACAACGAGGAAUACCACAAGCUGAUCGAAACAAUCGUGAAAGACAACCGCCUGUAUUCCCUUCAUAAUCACCUAGAGAUCUUGAGGGACCGAGAGCUGCUUCCUCGCCUCCUGGAGGUGGUCGCGGAGCCCAUCAAGUACUAUGAGUAUGCGAAGAAGAAGGAGAAGCUCUUUCCCUCGUCCUUCAUCAGGCUCCUCACGCCCAAGGUCAGGAGGUUCUUCUCGUACAAGAGGAGAUAGUGACACUCGGAGGGAAAAUGGAGUCGCCCGAGAGACGCGUGUCUUAGCCAGUGCAAUGAAGCCGAAUAGGCAAUGGAAACUGCUUGGUGCGUCGAGAUUUGUCGAUUGGAAUUCGUGUGCGGUUAAUGAAAAAUAAGAUUGAUGGGAAUGUAAGCAGUUUGUAUGAAAUAUGAAAAAAGAAAACAUACAUGUGGGGUAUGUAUGUAAAUGUAUAUAGGCAAACGCGAGUAUAUGAAUCACUGGUUCCCAUACUUUUUUUAGGCCGGCGCCUCCUUGGCUUCUGCGCCCCCCCCCCCCCCCCAUGCACAUGCGAACUCACACCUUUAUUGGUAUGUUUCAAAUUAAAAACAACGAGAUUGAACAUGGAUAUUUUCACAAUAAAUGUAAAACUUAUUUAGUGAACCAAUUUAUUUAGCAUUUUUGGCUGCCCCCCCCCCCCCCAGCCACCCCCUUUUUCCUUACCGCCCCCUCAGAUCUUUCAACCGCCCCCAGUGGCGUGGCACAGCCCACUUUGGGAUCCAGUGGUUUACACACACACACACACACACACACACACACACACACACAUAUAUAUAU
Molecule: messenger RNA, 4149 nt
Organism: Penaeus monodon (black tiger shrimp)
Lineage: Eukaryota; Metazoa; Arthropoda; Malacostraca; Decapoda; Penaeidae
Product: signal peptide, CUB and EGF-like domain-containing protein 1
Exons: 23
Coding region: 1-3573 (1190 amino acids)
Biological process (GO): signal transduction
Cellular component (GO): cell surface
Molecular function (GO): calcium ion binding
Source: RefSeq, a predicted model, not a curated record